This is a messenger RNA of Nymphalis io (European peacock), 1411 nucleotides long. RefSeq names its product luciferin 4-monooxygenase-like. Bases 1 to 1380 code for a protein of 459 amino acids. The transcript has 9 exons. The record is from RefSeq and is a predicted model, not a curated record. Gene Ontology annotation, biological process: long-chain fatty acid metabolic process; fatty-acyl-CoA biosynthetic process. Gene Ontology annotation, molecular function: long-chain fatty acid-CoA ligase activity. Lineage: Eukaryota; Metazoa; Arthropoda; Insecta; Lepidoptera; Nymphalidae.
AUGUUAAAGAAUAAAUUGUACGUGUACGGUAGUUCGGAAGCCACGUCAGUACCGGCACAUUUGCAUUUCGGUAAACAUAUUUUGAACGAGUUCAAACCCUUCGCGGAUAAUGAUGCAAUUAUUGACUCGAAAACAAACGAAUGUAUCAAAUACAAGGAACUAUCACAGAAAAUUGUCGACAUUGCCCUUUCGCUCACUCAUAUGGGUGUUAGAAAAGGAGACGUGAUUAGUAUAUGCAGCGUGAAUGUGAUGGAGUUCAUGCCAGUUGUCUUUGGUGCUAUUGCGGCGGGCGCCACGUUCUCCCCGAUUGACGUAUCCUUUGGAGGAAGUAAUACGAUCCUGAUAUUUUAUGGCAAUAUUUCCUUGAAUAUUUUAGAAGGCGAGGACACCAUACAAUUGGUAACGAGCAUUGAAAAAAUCAUUAUAUUUGGAGACCCCAUUGAUGAAGCAAUAGGAUUCAAGGACUUCUUAACCCAGCACGCGAGUGUUGAGGACUUCGAAGCGACUCCUGUGAACGGAGCUGAAGAUUUGGCUCUGAUUUUGUACUCGUCUGGGACAACUGGAAUGCCGAAAGGAAUCAAGGUGACCCAUUUGAAUGUGCUGUUGGUGACAAACAAAGAUAAUGAAAGAGAAAUAGCAGGCUGGAGGACUUUAGGUAUCAGCGAAUGGUACAACUCCUUUGGUCUUAUCACGACUCUACAUAUGCUACGGAGGGGCACAACAGUUGUCUAUUGCAACGAUGGCGAUAUAAGAAAACAGCUUGAAGUAAUUCAAGAGUACAAGAUAAACAUAAUACCAACUACCCCAACGCAUCUUAUUGCCCUGUUGAAGCUAAAAGACCUGGCCAAAUAUGAUACAAGCACAAUCAAAAGCGUUUUCGUAGUAGAUUUAAAAACGAGAGAACCUCUGGGACCAAAUCAGAAAGGAGAGAUAUGCUUCAAGACACCAGCACUCAUGAAAGGUUAUAUAGGCGUGGACUACGAAUAUUUGGACGAUGAAGGUUUUUUCAAAACUGGUGAUAUUGGUUACUACGAUGAAGACAAAUAUUUUUAUGUCGUGGAUAGGAUUAAAGACCUCAUCAAGUACAACAGCUACCAGGUAGCUCCCGCUGAGCUGGAGGCGCUUUUGCAAAAGCACCCCGCGGUUCGUGAGGCGGGUGUGGUAGGUGCUCCGCACGAGGACCUGCAGGAACUGCCGACCGCCUUCGUGGUACUGCAACCUGGAGCUCAAGCAACUGAACAGGAACUAGUAGAUUUUGUCGAUAAAUAUAUAUCACACAGAAUGCGACUCGCGGGUGGAGUGCGCUUCGUCGACGCUAUACCUCGCUGCAAUGGAAUUAAAGUCGAUAGAAAAAAACUCAGACUAAUGCUUGCAGAAUAAUUGAUUCGUUUGUUUAUUUAUUUUAAGUAAG